This is a messenger RNA of Dromiciops gliroides (monito del monte), 3495 nucleotides long. RefSeq names its product transmembrane protein 143 (gene TMEM143). The transcript is spliced from 8 exons. Bases 88 to 1476 code for a protein of 462 amino acids. The record is from RefSeq and is a predicted model, not a curated record. Gene Ontology annotation, cellular component: mitochondrion. Lineage: Eukaryota; Metazoa; Chordata; Mammalia; Microbiotheria; Microbiotheriidae.
AGGAGACGAAACUGCGCCCUCACCCCCGCGCAUGCGCUGCCCCUCAAAUAAAGUGGCACCUGGAGGCCCGGGCUGCGGGCCCUGCGCAUGUGCGCCAAGCUCAAUGACAACCAAAGCUUUCUAAGGGUGCUGGGGCUCAGCAUGUUCCGGGUAGCCCGAGCAGCCUGUGGGGCCGGGUGGUGGGGCUGCCCCCGGCCCCCACUGAGGCCCUGGGCCCUCGAGGCUGCCUCUCGGCCGCACACCUCCCUGACCACCAAGAUGGGAGAGUAUCGGAAAAUGUGGAACCCCACGGAGCCCCGGAACUGGGCCGAGCAGUAUAAGGAACGCUUCAUCCCCUUCUCCAAGGACCAGUUACUGCAGCUCCUCCUGCAGGAGUUUCAUUGCAGCCCCUCUGCCAGGGCAGAGCUCCUGGAGUUCUCGUCCCGGGUUGACCUGUGCAUCCUGUACCAGUAUAACCGCACCCUGACCCAGCUGCAGGCACUGUACCACCCCAUCAACCCAGACCGGGAGACCCUAGAGCAGCCCUCCCUCACCAAUCCCCAGCGGCUGGCCAACGAGCAGGAGGUCCUCAGGGCCCUGGGGCCGCUGCUGGACCAAGCCAACUUCUCGGAGCUGUCAGAGGAUGCCCUGGCCUACGCCCUGGUGGUCCACCACCCUCAGGACGAGGUUCAGGUGACUAUCAACCUGGACCACUAUGCUUACAUGCAGUUCUGGGCCCUGGGCCAGCGAGUGGGGCGGCUCCCCCGAAAGUCCAUGGUGGGCUCUGAACGAGGCUUCUUCACCAAGUCCGUUCCUGCGGAGCGGCGUUACUUUAAGCGGGUGGUGGUGGCCGCCCGCACCAAGCGGGGGCACCUGGUGCUGAAGAGCUUCAAGGACACCCCCCUGGAGGGGCUAGAACAGCUCCUCCCUGAGCUGAAGGUGCGGACGCCCGCCCUGCAGCGGGCCCUGCUCAACACCACGCUCCUGGUCUCGGGCCUGGUGUUCUUUGUCAACGUGGGCAUGGUGGUCGUCUCUGACCUCAAAGUGGCCACCUCCCUGCUGAUGCUGCUCUUUGCUAUCUUCAUGGCACACCGAGCCUCCAAGAUGUUCGGCCAGCACCGGAACCUGCAGGCCCUGGAGCUGGCUCACAUGCUGUACUUCCGAAGCACGUCCAACAACUCGGAGCUGAUCUCCGCCCUGGUGCUCCGGGCACAGGAGGAGCAUGCCAAGGAAGUCCUGCUGGCCCACAGCUUCAUGGGGCGCCGAGAGCCCGGGCCCCCCGAGGAGAGUGCCAGGUGGCUGCAGAACUCCGUAGAGGCCUGGCUCCUAGCCCGGACCGGCUGUGAAGUGACCUUCAAUGGGGCCCGGGCCCUCAGCCACCUUGAGGCCCUGUCCCGAAACACGCCCCCUGAUGUCUGCGAAAGCCCUAGCCCCUCCUGGACCGCCCAGCUUCAGAGACCCCUGGAACCUCCCGGGACCCAGCCACGCAGGGAAUGAGCUUCCUGUCAUCUCUCUGCCCACCUGAGCUCCUCAGGUUGUAGUCCUGGCCCCACAGGCUUCCAGGAUUACUGAGACUUUCAGCUGAGGGCCACCCUCUUUCCCAGGGAUGAGAAGGAAGGCCACAGGGAUGGAGGGGCACGGGACCCUGGGAAAGGCUGGAGGAGCUUCUCCCUGUGGCCCUGGCCUUUUGGGAAGGGAGCAGGGACCGCCUCCCAAUGCCCGUGCCUUCCCCCCAGCCUGAUGUUCAUACCAACUUCUGCCAAUGCUACCUCUGGUUCCAUCCCACCUACAGUUCCUCCAUGUGCAAUACCGAUCCCUGUCCUCAGCCUCCGGCUCCCCAAAGAAAUAAACCCUGUUUACACCUCUCAGUGUGUGGGGCCCUGAGGGGGCAAGACUGGCUGAGCUGAGCAGCAGGGGGGCUGGCCCCUGGGUGUGGCUGCUGGUGUGCCCGGCCUCCCUUGAAAGACUGGUCUGGUCGUGCCCUCCCAGAACCUCAGUAUGGAGCUGGCUGGAGGCAGAGAGCAGGUGUCUCCUCCCUUCCCCCAGGAGUGCUCUGCAGCUGGGCUUCUCCUCUGCCCUGUGGGUGGGACCCCUGCCCCCAGAGGGGAGCCCCUGGUGUAGCAGGCACAGAACUCACACCUGCCCGAUAGAGAGGUUACAAAGCACUUUACUUCAUGGAUCUCAUUGAUCAGAGCUAUGGCUCUCCCAUUGAAGAGGAAGGAGCUGGGGCCCAGAGAAGGCCCCCAAGUCUCGGGGCUCCCACUGCGUAGGCUUGUCCCCACAGUUGGUGCCCUCGGCCUCGGGAGAGAAAGUGACUUCCCCGCGGUCAGAGGGCCAGGAUGGAAGCCAAGGCUUCUGCCUCCUCCCAAUCCAAUGUGAUCAAAGGCUCAGAGCCCAGAGAGGCCCCACGAGGGGCCUUGGCAAGGACCCUGUUAGGACAGAGGUGUCAGAGCUGGGGGAGAAGGGAGGGAAUAAGCAUUAAUAGGGCACUUACUGUGUGCAGGCACCGUGCUAAUGACACUCGAUCCUCACAACUCUGGGAGGAAGGCACUAUUAUUAUCCUUAUUUUGCAGUGGAGGAAACUGAGGCAAGCAGAGGUUAAGUGACUUGCCCAGGGUCCCACAGCUAGUAAGUACCUGAAGCUAGAUUUGAACUGAGGUCUUGCUUCCUGACCCAGGGACCGGCACCUGUGCCACCAGCUGCCUGAGUCAAAGCACUGAGUGUCGGGGCAGGAAGUGUAUGUCAAAGGGGCUCGGCCAGAGGAAGGAGGAAGCAGGAAGCAUGUUCUGCUCCCCCAUUCCACAGAGGAUGAAACUCAGAUGCCAGGGUCAGGACCUGCCCCUUGGGGCAGGGUAGCUGGGGAGGCCUUGCUGCUGUCUCACUGCUUAGGGCCUGUGAGCCAGGGCCAGCUGGCCGGGGGAGGGGAGGUCACUCUCGUUUCCUCAGGUGGAUGUAAAUGAUGCCGCUAGCCAGCGCCAGGGGAAAUGCCACCCAGGCUAGGGCGAAGCAGUAGCCAAAAGAGCCGCCGGGAUGAUGGAACUCCUUGACGUGUAUGGCAUAGAUCAGGGCCCCGGUGAAUACUGACACACCUGAGGGAGGAACAGAGGGAGUUAGGGCAGUCCCCUUCCCACUGGCCUCCCCCAACCUGUCCCAGAGACCUCCCUGUAGGCUCCGAGGCACUUACUGGUGCAGAGCUGGCAGAGGCCGGUGGCGUAGAAGAGCUCCCCUCGCUUCAUGUUGUAUAACUGGAACAUGAAGAGGAUGAAGGACAGGCAGCAGAACACCAGGGACAGCACCAUGAGGCCCUGUACGGCCUUCAGCCAGCCUGGGGAUGGAGAGACUGAGCCACCCCAGGAGUCCCCUUGCCACACCUUCCCUGCUCAUCUCCCUUAGACUGGAAGCUCCCUGAGCCCAGGGACUCUGGGCCAUUUUGUAUUUGCAUUUUUCUUGUCUAGCAUAAUGCUGGGCAUGUUGUAGGUGUUUAAUAAAUGCUUUUUUCAUUCAUUCAUUCAUUCA